This is a messenger RNA of Fonsecaea pedrosoi CBS 271.37, 2454 nucleotides long. RefSeq lists its product as uncharacterized. Lineage: Eukaryota; Fungi; Ascomycota; Eurotiomycetes; Chaetothyriales; Herpotrichiellaceae. The record is from RefSeq and is a predicted model, not a curated record. The transcript has a single exon. The coding region runs from base 1 to 2454 and encodes 817 amino acids.
AUGUCGUCCGAUGAACUCGAAAGGCUUCGGCAAUUGCUUGACGAACAGACACGCCUCCGUGAAGAAGAACAGCGCCUACGUCUAGUCGCCGAAGAACGGGCAACCCUCGAACAACGCCGUCGAGAAGAGGAACUUGCAUAUUUUGAGCAUAGGACAGGCAAGACAAGCCUACCCGAGUUCCUAGAUGCGUGCCAUACCUACCUCCAUAAAGACCUGACUAUCCAAGACCGCGCCGAAUCUACGCAAGGUACGCCUGCCAAUGCCGACCAAAAACUCCGCCCGGACCGCAUUGUUCCUUGGACGAAUUUUGCGGCACAGCAGAUUCACGUGUGGGGUCUCUUGAUGGAAUCGGACUUCGUCUCUGAGAGGCACUUUUCCUCACGUCAUACGUUGCAAGAAGGUGGAAAUCAGCUUCACCAGCGAAGUCUAAGCUCGGAGCUAGACCUGCACUACUUUGUCCGGUUCGCGGUCAACGACCGAGUGACCUCGAUCGUCGAGCGGCUAUCGCAGCAUCCAGAUCUGCGCGAGUCCUUGGGGCUACGGGGCAGCGUCAAAUUUGAAAACCACGGGAACAUGCUGAGUCCGGACGAUGUCCUGACGGACCUCGAGAAUUUGGCCGUCGCUCAGCCACGGCGUCGCUCACCGCGCUUACAAUACCCUUCAGAGUUCAACGCUACUCUUCCUCGAUCCUCGUCGCCCAGUCGAUCUCGACCCUCGGUCCCUCGAGCUGACCAAUUUUGCGUGUAUAGUGUCACCGACGGUGAUGGUAAUGUCACCCACAAGGUCCCAUUACUGGUUAUGGAAUAUAAGGCGGCGCAUAAAUUAACCUUAGGUCAUCUUUACACUGGACUCGCAGAAAUGGUUCUAGACGACAUUAUCCAGGAACAGCUUGAGGAAGAUGUCUCCAGAAAGUGCCAGCGACUAGUGGCCGCGGUGUUGACACAGGCAUUUGCCUCCAUGAUAGCUGCCAGGCUAGAAUUCGGAUGCGUCUUCACGGGCGAGGCCAUGGUCUUCCUCCGCAUUCCCGAGGAGUGCUCCUGCUUACAAUACGCCUUGGUAGUCCCGCAAGGUGACGUGGGGUUGACCACCGGCUGGACGCCAAAUUUAGAUGCAGACAACCGACUGCAUCUUACGGCGGUCGGUCAGCUGCUGGCAUUCACCUUGAAUGCUAUCCGGAGCCCUCGGCGCAGUCUACGGUGGCGUCAGGAAGCCGAGAGACGACUUCAGACAUGGCAGCUGGUGCUGGAAGAACUGGCAGCGAAAGUGCCGGAGGAGGAGGUACCCGGAUCAGAGUAUCGCCCGCCGUGUGGAAACGAAGCGUAUCUUCUCGGAAGGUCUCCGAUCCGCCGACGGCUGCGCCCCCGACACUUCGCGACGAGUGAUACCGGCGAGACGGGACGAAAAUAUUCAGAGGAGAGUGACGCAGACGAUGGAGAUGACGGUUAUGAUGGUAAUGGAUUUCCUUCGGGAACCCCGAGCCGAGCGCCGAUAAACAAGUCACGGGCCCCUACACACGGAGGGACACGAUGUGGGCGUCCGGGAUCUCGAGGAAGCUCAUCAACGACGCAGCCUGGGUCUGGUCGACAACGAGACCUAGGACCCUAUUGUUCAGCCUUGUGCCUCAAAGGUCUUGUAGAACAGGGUCCUUUGGAUCGCUCCUGUCCAAACGUGCGACAGCAUGGCACGGGCCUACACCACGCACUCGACCGUCGGCAAUUUAUACAGUUGGUCCGCCGCGUUUUUCAAAAGGACCUUGACUAUUGCGAAGAACUAUUCCUCUACGGGGCGACAGGGUGUCUAUACCGCCUCCGCCUGCCUGGGUGGGGCUACACGGUGGUGGCCAAAGGUACGCGUCCUGAAUUUGUGCGAGACCUCCAGCGCGAGGCGACGAUUUACCAGACCUUCCUAAAACAGCUUCAGGGAACGUGGACCCCUGUAUAUCUGGGAAGUUUGCACCUCAAUCAACCUCUCUCUUACGCGGGCAUUGCACCAAUCUCGUACUUGAUGGUCCUGUCGUAUGGAGGAUACUCGAUAAAUCACAUGCGAACCGUGCCCGUGGUAGUCGACGCGGCCUUGGAGGGUCUGCGAGCGAUCCACCGUCAAGGGAUCUUACAUGGAGACAUCGCACCGCGCAAUAUUCUGUGGAAUGCGUCAACGCAACAAGUGGUCUGGCACGAUUUUGGAUCCGCAAAGGUCAAUCGGCCCCCGCCCCUCGGCAAGAAAUCGGUGAACCCGCAGACCGUCACAGUCUUGGGCAAGAGAAGUGCGAGCUCUGUUGUAGCAUUGUUCGAAGCGGAGCUUUCGAAGGUGUCGGCGAUAUUCAAGCCAAAGAGAUCCGUCGUGAGGGAAAACCCACUGUUGUCAGCCUAUGCCUCACGUUGGAGAAAUCCAACCGAGGUCCCGAAGAAUCGGGAAGAGGCCAGCAGUAUGUCCCUGCAUGUUAUAGCCCAGUAA